Messenger RNA from Myxocyprinus asiaticus (Chinese sucker), 5963 nucleotides. RefSeq names its product transient receptor potential cation channel, subfamily M, member 2 (gene trpm2). The record is from RefSeq and is a predicted model, not a curated record. NCBI's taxonomy places the organism in Eukaryota, Metazoa, Chordata, Actinopteri, Cypriniformes, Catostomidae. The transcript is spliced from 32 exons. Bases 1 to 4413 code for a protein of 1470 amino acids. Gene Ontology annotation, molecular function: ligand-gated calcium channel activity. Gene Ontology annotation, biological process: calcium ion transmembrane transport. Gene Ontology annotation, cellular component: membrane.
AUGGAUGAGGCAGCAGUGGAGCCGACCCUCGUGCAAUCGCUUGCUGUAAGCUCUGUUAAAGGUGGCCGAUAUCUCUCUCACUCUCACUCUUUCCAGCACUGUUCACUCGCCUCCUGGAUUAAAGACAACAUCAGGAAGAAAGAGUGCUGCUUUUAUGUGGAGGAUGCCAGGGAGGGGAUUUGUAAGUGUGGGUACCCAAAGAGCCUGCACUGCGAAGAGGCCAUCAAACCAGAGGACUGUCAGGGAGAAGAGUGGGACAAACACAAACAUGUCAGAGAGACACCCACUGAUGCAUUUGGAGAUAUCAGUUUCGGGGGCCUCGGACAGAAAAUAGGGAAGUAUGUUCGUGUGUCGUCAGACACCCCGUCUGACAGUCUGUACCAGCUGAUGACAGAUCAGUGGAAACUUCCUCCUCCAAACCUGCUGAUAUCAGUGACCGGUGGAGCCAAGAACUUCCACAUGAAGACUCACCUGAAGGACAAGUUCCGCCGCGGCCUCAUCAAAGUCGCUCAGACCACAGGUGCUUGGAUCUUAACCGGGGGUACACACACGGGUGUGAUGAAGCAUGUGGGAAUGGCCGUGCGAGAUUACACACUCAGCAGCAGCUCAAUGGAGAGACAGAUCGUAGUUGUCGGCGUGGCAACCUGGGGUGUCAUCCACAACCGUCACUCACUCAUCGAUCCUAACGGUCGUUUUCCUGCAUACUACUUUCUGGAUGAGCAGGGUCAGGGGCGCCUCUCCUGUCUCGAUAUCAAUCAUUCUCACUUCCUGCUGGUGGAUGACGGCACUCAGGGACAGUAUGGAGCUGAGAUUGAGCUGCGAGCCCGACUGGAGAAACUCAUUUCUCAGCAACUGCUGGGGAACAAAGAGAGUGGAGUGACGAUACCAGUGGUGUGUGUGGUGCUGGAGGGCGGACCAGGAACGCUAAACACGAUCUACAGUUCCAUGCUGAACAACACGCCAUGCGUGGUACUAGAGGGGUCAGGCCGUCUCGCCGACAUCCUCGCUCAGGUGGCAACCCUGCCUGUGUCAAAGGUCACUAUGGUGCUUAUCGGCCAGCUCAUGAAGAGGUUUUUUGGCCAAGAGUACAAAAGCUUUUCUGAGGUGCAGAUCAUUGAGUGGACCAAGAAGAUUCAGGAUAUAAUCCGGAUGCCACACUUGCUUACUGUGUUUCGUAUCGACGAGGAAAAAAACUGUGACGUUGAUGUUGCCAUUCUACAGGCACUGUUGAAAGCCUCCAGGAGUGAUGAGCGUGGCAGUCGACAGUCCUGGGAGAGACAACUGGAGCUCGCCGUGGCCUGGAACCGAGUCGACAUCGCAGAGAGCGAGAUAUUCAACGAGGAGAGCCAAUGGACGUCCAGUGAUCUGCACCCUGCUAUGUUUUCUGCGCUGGUGGGUGACAAGCCUGAGUUUGUGCGCCUCUUACUGGAGAAUGGAGUAUGUGUGCGACAGUUUCUUGAACAUGAGGACACACUGUGUGAACUGUACGCCCAUCUGCCCGCCUGCUUCUUCCUGCGAAAACUCGUCAAACGUGUCCAGGGUGGCAAAAAUCGCAGGGGUCAACCGAUGCCCCCUGGCAGAAGAAAGAUUUCACUGAGUCACGUGUCGGAAGAGGUUCAACACUUGCUGGGAAGCUUCACUCAACCGUUAUAUGUCCCUUCAGGGCAGAAGACAGCCGGAGAUGGUGUUGCAUUAAUGCUGCCAUCCAAAGGGCUGGUUGAGCUGCCCUGUUCUGGAGAGGAGUGGUCUGCGAACACAGUUUUGGACCCAGGGCGAGAUCUCUUCCUCUGGGCCAUUGUACAGAAUAACAGGGAACUAGCAGAAAUUGGCUGGGAACAGUGCAGAGAUUGUAUCGCGGCCGCUCUGGCAGCCAGUAAGAUCUUGAGGAAGUUGGCACAGGAGAGUGGAGAAGAUGAUACUGAAGAGGCAAAGGACAUGAGAGAACUCGCCAACCACUACGAGAAACAAGCCAUCGGUGUGUUUAGUGAGUGUCACAGUUGGGACUCGCAACGAGCUCAAAAACUGCUCAUCCGCAUCUCGCCGUCAUGGGGCAGAACCACGUGUCUCUGGCUUGCUCUCGAGGCUGACGAUAAAAGCUUCAUCGCUCACUCAGGAGUUCAGGCUCUGCUCACAAAGAUCUGGUAUGGAGAGUUAUCAGUGGAUAAUCCGCACUGGAAGGUGUUGCUCAGUAUGAUCUUCUUUCCUCUCAUAUACACCGGCUUCCUGUCCUUCAGACGUGAUGAAGACAUCCAGAAACAGAACGAGAGGACGGAGCAGUUGAAACUAGCGAUGGAUUCAUUCUCUGCAGGAAACACAGAUGCCAAACUCAAACGACACUUUCGUGGCCCAUCACAGAACUCUGAACUGGAGCCACUGAACUGUUCAUCUCGUUUGAUGAGUCUCUUCAUGUCUCCUCAAGUGAAGUUCUACUGGAAUAUUGCCUCUUAUUUUGGUUUCCUGUGGCUCUUCGCUGUGGUGCUUAUGAUUGAUUUUCAGCCAUCUCCAUCAUGGAGAGAACUUCUGCUGUAUGUGUGGCUCACCUCACUGGUGUGUGAGGAGGUCAGACAGCUUUAUCAUGACUUUGAUGGAUCUGGUUUUCGAAGGAAAGCAAAAAUGUAUAUUAAAGAUCUGUGGAACAUUUUGGAUGUGCUGUCAAUACUGCUGUUCAUCACUGGUCUGGUCUGCAGACUUCAGGCCUCCGAUACUGUGUUAUAUGUGGGUAAAGUUAUACUGUGCAUCGAUUUCAUCAUCUUCUGCUUGCGAUUAAUGGCCAUCUUCACUAUCAGCCGAACCCUGGGCCCAAAAAUAAUCAUUGUCAGGAGGAUGAUGAUGGAUUUAUUCUUCUUCAUGUUUCUGCUCAGUAUCUGGGUGGUCGCGUAUGGUGUGGCCAAACAGGGCAUUUUGAUUCAGAAUGAAGAGAGACUGAAUUGGAUCAUUCGCGGAGCAGUCUAUGAACCGUACCUCAUCAUAUUUGGCAACGUCCCCACUAAUAUAGACAACACUCAGUUCGAUAUGGGCAGUUGUAGUGUGAACGGCUCUGAUCCUCUGAAACCCAAAUGCCCCGUACUGAAUGCUGAUAACAUGCCAGCCUUCCCUGAAUGGCUCACUAUCAUCAUGCUGUGUGUUUAUCUUCUGUUUGCCAAUAUUCUGCUGCUCAACCUCCUCAUCGCCAUCUUUAACUACACAUUUCAGGAAGUUCAAGACAACACAGACACCAUCUGGAAGUUCCAGCGGUACGAGCUGAUCAAAGAAUAUCACAGCCGACCUGCUCUUCCUCCUCCCUUCAUCCUCCUCAGUCACAUCAUCCUCUUCAUUAGAGGAGUUCUGCUGCGACACUCUCCACAGAGACACAAACACUUCAGGCAGGAACUCGAGCAGACUGAGGAAGAGGAGCUGUUGUCGUGGGAGGCCUUCAUGAAGGACAACUAUCUGGCAUCUUCUCGACAGGACGAGAGUCAGAGUGUGGAGCAUCGAAUCCAGGACACAGCAGAGAAGGUUGGAGCGAUGUCAGAACUUCUGGAGCGGGAACAAGAGAUGGUUUCUGCCACCAUGGUGAGACGACUCAGCAAGCUUGAAGAGCAGGUCUCGGAGUCCACCAAAGCUUUGCGCUGGAUUAUAGAUGCUCUGAAAUCUCAGGGAUGCAAAUCAAAAAAGGAGCUUCCUCUAAUGAGAUGUAAAAGCUCAGACAGGGAGGAUGGUGAUUCUAGUGGACAGGAGACAGAGGAAGACGUGCUCCCUCACAAGUAUGCUCGUCAGCUGCAGUAUCCCGGCAGUACUGUCAAACGCUUCCCUGUGCCGGAAGAGAAAGUACCAUGGGAGGCUAACUUCUUUCCGUACCUUCCCCCAGUUUACAAUCAACAGGGAGGCAGCAUUUCAGACUUCUCUGUCUUAGACAAAUACAGGAAUCCAGGAGGACGGACCGGGAUACGUGGGAAAGGCGCUCUUAAAUAUCUUGGUCCAAAUCAUAUUCUCCACCCAGUCCUCACGAGAUGGCAUGACUCUGAACGGACUUUUCUGGAGUUUCUGGCCGUAUGGGAGGAUGGAGAGGAGUGCUGGGCUCUUCCUGGGAGUUCAGUCAAACCUGAUGACCCUUUACCACAGACUCUGCAGAGGAUUCUUGGUAAAAAUAUGUAUGAAAGGAUCAAAUCUGAACUGGAGGCUGCUGAACAGGUCUAUAAGGGUUAUGUAGAUGACAGCAAGAACACAGAUAAUGCCUGGGUGGAGACGACUGUCAUCACAGUUCACUUUGACAAACACGGUCAACUGAUGUCAGAUAUAAACCGCAUUGUUGAAAGCACGCUGUCAUCUCCUCAAUCAUUUCAGUGGCGAGAAGUUAGCAGCAAAAUAUGUGUGUGCCCCUACCAACAAGAGGCUCUGCGUCUCAUAGCGAAGCGUCUCAACACACACUUUUGACCCUCAGGAAACACACUCACACACACACACACACACAGACUACACCAAAAACUAUGGGAAUAUUGUCCGGGGCCCUAUAAAGAGUCUGGGGCCCUAUGAAGAGAGCCCCCCCCCCUUAAAGUCCUCUUUGGGAUAGUUUACUCAUUAAACCCAGAGGAAUGGUCAUCAACCCAUAACAGUUUAGUCCCGGGCUUGAGAAUUUUAGCAAGAGCCCUGCCUAAAAACAGUGUGUAUUUAACCUAUAUAAGACAUGAUGAUAGUAAGCAGGUUUACAAAUGCAUAAGCCAUACAGUUAGCUUUGCACAUUUGGUGCAUUAAAUAUGUUUUAUGAUACACUGUUGUAUUUAUAAGUAAUCUUGAACAGAAAUUAGUAUUACCUUAUGUAGUAAUUGGACACAGUACUGUAGAACAAAUGCUUAGUUUACAUACAGUAGAUAGACAGAUCCACUUUAUGUAAGGGAUAAUGACCAGUCGGCUGGUCAUAGUCACUUAUCAGGACCCCAAAGGCUUAUUACAGAGCUACUUACCAAAUAACUAAAUAAAUUGACAAAAAAUAUUGAUUUGAGUUGCAUUAAAAAAUUACAUUGCAUUUCAGUCUCAGAUGCUCACAGAAUUACUUUGCAACUACAUAAAAACGCAUGUUAGACCAACAAUAUUCCUCCAAAUGUUGUCCCAACCAGCCUAACAGAGUUGUCUGAACGAACAGUUUCACAUUGAACAGUGUUGCUGAUUUGUGAGUUCCCAGCAUGCAUUGCAACAUGAAUAAAUCAUGCGGUUAGUCAGUGUUAUAGGCUUAUUUUUUCUGUUUGCUGACUUUAUGUUAUUGCUGUUUUUUGUUGCAACUGUUAAUUAAUUGUGGUGAUGUCUAGAGCUCAUCUUUUAGCUUAAUGAGGUUUGUUGAUUGUCACUGUUAUUGAGGUUUGUGUGUUAAGAGUUGAGGUCUAUUGUGUGUCUACAUCAAACAAAACAAGAAUUUUUGCAUUUAGUGAUCAAAAAAAUUCAAAUUGACUAAGCAAUGCAAUGUUUAUGAGGACAAUUGUUAAGACAUUGUACUGCAUGAAGAUGCCUUGAUAUUUUUUUUUUACUUGGCUCAACAAUUACUUUAUAUAUAUAUAUAUAUAUAUAUAUAUAGUUAUUAUAUUAGAAGAAAGAGACCGUAAUACUAGAAACAUGAAACUAGAACUUUGUUGGAAAUUGGUUGCCUAGGAAAACAUUCAAUUAUACAGUUUAGCGGACAUUAUACAAAAAAUAUAUUUAAAAUAUGGGGUGACAUAACUUCAUAUAGAAAUGCCUAAAUAGAUAGAAAAGAAUGUAGAAAUGUCCUAAAUACAACAUUUUGAGUCAGUGUGAGUCAGAUUUGUGACUUGAAUAUCUGCAUUGUUAAAAAAUAUUCUAAGACACACCAGGGUGAAUCUUAUGACAACAACAUCAAAAUAAAUUUUGCAUAAAGGAAAUAAAUGCCUUUAGUUUGGACCAUUUUUUUUUGUUUGUUUCAUUCUAAAUUAAUUGUGAUAGUUGAGAUCAUUCAGAUUUGUUUAACAGCAUGAAGG